CAUCACCGAGCCCGUGUCCGGUGGCGCGAGGGCAUCACAGCUCAAAGACAGUCCAUCCAGAGGGUCCCUCGGCUUGCUUGUGUCAUCUCUUGGCGUGGAGAUGGGCUUCCCGUAAAACCGGCGGUGGUGGAGGGGAGCGGCGGGCCGGCGGGGGGUGGGGGGGAGAAGCGAGAGACUAGAGAGUGAGGAGGUGGAGAGAAAAAAGCCGAGGAGGACGAGAAACAAAAGCACAACCGUGGGUGCCUGCAACAACCAUGAGCAGCGGUGGCUUGCCCUAUUCAGCAGAGCUGCUGCUCUACCCGUGGACGAUGUCGUGAGGUGUGGCUCGCAACGCUAAGUAGCAGGGAUUCUGUCAGUCGAAACGACAGUAGCAAGCCAAGGAGGGGUGCUGGUGGAAAAGAUGUCGACCGCCUCGGUGGGGCCCCAGGGCGGCCCUCGCCCACCCACCGCGCCGCCGACCGUUCCCGAACUGCCGGACCUCAGCCAUCUCACGGAGGAGGAGAGGAAAAUAAUCAUGGCCGUAAUGGAUCGGCAGAAGGAGGAAGAGGAGAAAGAGGAAGCCGUGUUAAAGACGCUGCACCAGCAGUUUGAGAGUUACAAGGAGCAGGUGCGUCGCAUCGGCGUGGAGACACGGCGCCAGCAGCAGGGCCAGCACAAGGACGACGCCCCCACCUGCGGCAUCUGCCGCAAGACCAAGUUCGCCGACGGCUGCGGACACCACUGCUCCUACUGCCAGACCAGAUUCUGCGCCCGCUGCGGCGGACGCGUCUCCCUGCGCUCCAACAACGAGGACAAAGUGUGUCUCAUAGUGAAGGAAAGGGUAAUGUGGGUAUGCAACCUGUGCCGUAAGCAACAGGAGAUCCUCACCAAAUCGGGAGAAUGGUUUUCGGGGCCGGGGACGAGGCAGAUGAGCCUGGACGGCGGCCUGAAUGCCCCGCCCACGGGGGGUGACACCCAACGGGGGGACAGGAAGCUACUCCGCUCCAGGUCCCAGGCCCCGCCCUCUUCCAGCGGUAACGCAGGGGCGGCGCCCGACGGAACGCAUCAUCCGCCAACGGUACCGGCCAAGGGAGCGUUGGACACCAUGCCGGCGUCACGCGCUCGGAGCGAACCACCACGAGACAAGAAAAGACCUGUGUCCCUCCAUGAACAGAACGGUAAGCCUGGUGGUCCUGGUCGUGGUAGAGGAGGCCGGGGACCCCCAGGGAAGCUUCAGACCGUGGCCUCCCAGGAGGAGUUCUGCGGUCCCGGGGACAUAGACUGGCGGGACGGCCGGCACCUGGAGAAGGUCCGCUCCCAUGACUACCCCGACGGCGGCGACCAAGGAAAUCGCCCCGACCUCCGGAGACGCCCCCCGGAGGAGGAUGAGCUGGAGCGCAAGCGGCGCCAGGAGGAGGAGUUCCAGACGCGUUACCGCAGCGACCCCAACCUGGCGCGCUACCCGGUCAAGCCGCAGAAGGAGGAGCAGGAGAUGCGCAUGCACGCCAAGGUGUCGAAGGUGCGCCACGAGCGGCGCCACAGCAACAACGCCAUCAAUGAGGUGGGGCUGGAGGGCGGGGGAGGAGGGGGAGGGAACAUGGGGGAUGUGCCUGAGAAUCGUCUCCGGAGGGGCGGCGGUGGGAUUGGUGGAGAACCGGACCGCAAGGCAUCCUUGGAGAACCACCGCACCUACUCCAUGGACAGGACCGUGGGGGGUGGUGGGGGUGGCGGAAUUGGGCAGGGACCCCAGGGAGGUCCCCCCCUCCUCAAACAGAACCAGAACCACGGACCCCUUCAACCAUCCGGUGGUGGCCCGCGAACGGGCCCCCAUCCUGGUGCUCCUCACCCCCACCAAGGACCCCCACCCCCAGCAGGCUGGGAUCCCCCUAAGGGACCCCACCCCAGCCAACUGGACCCCAAUUCCCAGGCAGCCAUGAUGCACAAGGCUAGGAGGGAGAAGUCCGGGGACAGCCUGCUGCGGAAGGACUCCCAGAGCUCGGACCAGUCGGAGUCGCUGCGGCCGCCCCCACCCAGGCCCUACAAGAGCAAACGGGGCGUCAACAAGAGGCAGAUGUCUAUAAGCAGCUCAGAGGAGGAGGGCGCCUCCACGCCAGAGUACACCAGCUGUGAGGACGUGGACAUGGAGAGCGUCAGUGAAAAAGGUGAUUGGGACUGCCAUCCUCUGGAUCCUGCUGUGUGGCAUCAUCCAGUGACAUGGCAGCCGUCCAAGGAGGGCGACCACUUAAUCGGACGCAUCACUCUGAGCAAAAGGUCGGCCAUGCCCCGCGAGGCAGGCUCCUUACUAGGGUUAAAGGUUGUGGGUGGGAAGAUGACAGAGACAGGGAGACUGGGGGCCUUCAUCACCAAAGUCAAGAAAGGAAGUCUGGCGGACAUUGUUGGCCACCUACGAGCUGGUGAUGAGGUACUGCAGUGGAACGGGAAGUCGUUGCCGGGAGCAACCAAGAAGGAAGUGUACAACAUCAUUCUGGAAUCCAAGGCGGAGCCUCAAGUGGAAAUAGUUGUCUCAAGGCCUAUUGGAGACAUACCAAGAAUUCCAGAAACAUCACAUCCUCCUUUAGAAUCGACGGGCUCCAGUUCCUUUGAGUCUCAGAAGAUGGAGCGUCCCUCCAUAUCGGUCAUGUCCCCCACCAGCCCUGCUACCCUCAGAGCCCUCCCCGUCAUCCUGCCUGGACAGCUCUCUGUAAAGCUGUGGUAUGACAAAGUGGGCCAUCAACUGAUCGUCAACGUCCUUCAAGCCAUAGACCUGCCCCCCCGACCGGACGGGCGACCCAGGAACCCCUACGUCAAGAUGUACUUCCUCCCUGACCGAAGUGAUAAGAGCAAGCGCAGGACCAAGACGGUAAAGAAGAGCGCUGGGCCCAAGUGGAACCAGACGUUCCUGUACUCCCACGUCCACCGCAGGGACUUCAGAGAACGCAUGCUGGAGAUCACUGUCUGGGACCAACCUAGAAUACAGGAGGAGGAGAGUGACUUCCUGGGAGAGAUCCUGAUAGAGCUGGAGACUGCCCUGCUGGACGACAUCCCUCACUGGUAUAAACUCCAGACCCACGACGUGUCCUCUCUACCUCUGCCCCAGCCAUCCCCUUACCUCCCGCGCAGACACGCCUCUCACGACAGCCCCAGCAAGAAACUACAGAGGUCCCAUCGCAUCAUUGACACAGAGUUUGAUGAUACAGGUGCAGAGCGUAACUCGAGGGAGAGGGAGAGGAACAGCACCCUGACUGUCCCAGAGCAGCAGAGACUGGCCCAGCACCGCUCCAGAUCGGUGUCCCCUCACCGCGAGGACAUAACAAGGGCCCGCUCCCGCCCUGCACACGUCCCCAUGCAGAGGAGUCUGGAUGAGAUCCAUCAGAACCGCCACCACUCCUGCUCCCCCUCUCGUUACCAUGACUCCCACGGGGAGCACCGCUCCGGGGACUCGGACUACGAGUACUCCGAGGACAGUGAGGUCCUCGAGAUGCACAGGUCUAUCCGAGGCGGGAGUGCCGAGUGCCUGCACACAAACAGUGAUCUGCAGCCCAGUCUGGACCGGGUGAGGAGUGCCAGCACCACCUGCCUCAGACCUGACACCAACCUCCACUCUCCUGAUAAAGACAGAUGCUCCAACUCUCUGCCCCGCAGACAGCCCGCAGGCCCCAGGAUUUUAGUAGAGCAGGCCUCCCCAGAGGAAGAAAGGCAGUCAGGGAGCCUGGGCAGACCUGACAGUCAGAGAGGUAACAGCAAGAAAGGCCUGGAGGCUGACAGUCGUAUCCAGCCCACCUCUAUACUAAGGGGCAGUAGGGGGAGAGGGGGACCGCUGCGCCCCUUUAACCAGACACCCCUGGGCGGAUCUGCCCCUAACUCACCACGACAGGACAGAACACACACCCACAGCCCCUCCCCUCCUACGGGGACUCCCCAGUCAGGUCGCAGGGGCAGACAGCUGCCACAGGUUCCUGCCAGAAGCAGUAGUGUAGAGCAAGCUCUAGCAGUAGAGGAGCGAGCCAGACAGAUGAACAUGAAAGUACAUUCCUACCGGCCUUCAGCAUCCCAUGACCCCGAGACGGACCUCAAGACCAAACGAGAGAUGUAUGCGGAUCAGCGGCGGAGCUCUGACAACGUGUCGGCCCGCUCGUCAGACAGCGACAUGAGUGACGCGUCGGCCCUAUCCCGCGCCAGCAGUGCCUCACGCCUCAGCAGCACCUCCUACAUGUCCAUCCAAUCAGAACGCCCGCGCGGGCGGCUCAGGUCCAAGUCUUUAGAGGACGAGAAGAAGGAGAGGAGGAUCUCGUCGGGGAUGAAUGGAGAGCAGGAGAGGAUGAGGGCAGCAGGGAAGAGACGGUUCUCUCAAGAGCUGAAGAGGAGGAGACACACUGUGUCUGGGGACCCCAAAGACGCCAGUCGGCAGGUUCGUGCGGCGCCAGGCCGGACCAUGCUGAAGAGCACAAGCGUGAGCGGUGAGAUCUACGCGUCAGAGCGUACCGACGGCAGCCAAUCGGAUACGGCGCUGGGCACGGUGGGCAUGGGUGGCAAGAAGAGACGCUCCAGCCUCAGUGCCAGGGUGGUCUCCAUCGUCUCCAACAGACGUAGUCGCAGCACGUCGCAGAUCAUCGGCCCGGAGGGGAAGGGGAAAAAGGAGAAGGGUGCGUCCAUCCAGAGGAGCACAGAGACGGGCAUGGCUGUAGAGAUGACCAGGAACAUGAGUCGACAGUCCAGUAAAGAGUCCACCAACGGCACCAUGAACAGCUGCAAUUCCGAGGGAAAUCUGCUUUUCGGUGGGGUGCGUCUGGGACAGCCAGGCAACCAGUUCAGCGACUUCCUGGAUGGUCUGGGUCCCGCCCAGCUGGUGGGCAGACAAACGCUGGCCACACCUGCCAUAGGUGAUAUUCAGAUCGGAAUGAUGGACAAGAAGGGUCAGCUGGAGGUGGAGGUGAUCAGAGCUCGGGGCCUUGUACAAAAGCCUGGAUCCAAAUCCCUCCCUGCUCCAUACGUCAAGGUCUAUCUGUUGAAUAAUGGAGCGUAUGUAGCCAAAAAGAAAACCAAGAUUGCACGGAAAACGCUGGACCCGCUGUACCAGCAAGCGCUGCAAUUCGAGGAGAGCCCACAGGGUAAAGUCUUACAGGUGAUCGUCUGGGGAGACUACGGACGAAUGGACCACAAAAGCUUCAUGGGAGUUGCACAAAUCCUAUUGGAGGAACUAGACUUAACAAGCACAGUGAUUGGCUGGUACAAGUUGUUCCCACCCUCCUCUUUAGUGGACCCCACACUAGCCUCCCUGACUCGACGUGCUUCCCAGUCGUCACUGGACAGCUCCUCGGGCCCACCGGGCACCCGAUCCUAGUGGACCAAUAGGACUACAGCUACCAAUCUUAAUGGACCAAUGGGACUAUAGCUAGCCUACCGCUUUGUGAAACGAAUUAACGUCACCUUAGAGAUUAACGGACAAAAAUUAUUGUAGAACAACAACAAUCAAGAAAAAGAGUCACAAAUGAUUUAAAAAAAAGCUUUGUUGAGAUCUGACAAUCACUCCUAGCAUCAUUUAAUUUGUUUGUUUGUUUUAGAGAGCGUAAGGUUUCAGUGUUUCAUUCCAAUAACGAAUUCAUCAUCGUUUUUUCGCGGUUGUAAUCUAAGAACUAGGGCUGUCGAUAAUAAACAAUGUUUGGUAGCUAGGUAAGGCUGUACUGGAGUCGAGCGGUAAGGAGACACUCGAUUCAUUGAAGAAACUACGUAGAAAUGUAAAUGUGAAAGGAAGAAGGGUGGUAGUUUUUAGUCAAACCAUCAAUAAACAAAGAAAUGUAUGUUAGCAUCAGAAUGUAUGACAGAGGUGUCAUCCUCCUUGUCCCUCAGGGGAUGCCAUAAUGUCCUCUCCGCAGUGGCCCCCAUCCGGCCCCCAAACAGACUGCCAGCACUUCGGCCCCCAGGGCAGAGUGCUUCUGGGUGGGGUCGGUCCGGGCAAGCAGGGGUCUCCUUCUGGUGCCUAGACUUUGUGGAUUCACAUUACUGGUCCUUCUCUGACAAAUAUCAUUUUUUUUGUUUUCAAUAUGUUUACCAUGGCUGGUCCAAGCCGCUCUCUCGUUUUUGUCUUUGGUACGUUUUACUCUUUUUUUUCUCCCUUUGUUACUUAUGGCACAACAAUGUUUUUAUGAUGAGUAUGAGGUUUACGAUGAGUUGUCUGAUGUAUGCAUGGUGAAGAAUAAAAAAGACACAAGGAAAAAAUACGAAAUAGAGAAAAUUAGAUCAUGUGUCUGCAAUGAGAUGCAGGGGACUGUUCAGUGACACAUCUUAAAUGACGAUUUUUACACUUGACGAUGAGAUUAGUGUGGGAUUGCAAUGUUGUUUUCUUCAUUCAGUCACCUACAAAAAGUCCAACCCAGUUGUCUUUGUAUAGAUGUAUAUUAAGACCUCCAUUAUCUUGACCAAUAAAUAGAAUUAUACAUUUAA
This is a messenger RNA of Oncorhynchus kisutch (coho salmon), 6420 nucleotides long. RefSeq names its product regulating synaptic membrane exocytosis protein 1-like. Gene Ontology annotation, cellular component: presynaptic membrane; cytoskeleton of presynaptic active zone. The record is from RefSeq and is a predicted model, not a curated record. NCBI's taxonomy places the organism in Eukaryota, Metazoa, Chordata, Actinopteri, Salmoniformes, Salmonidae. Gene Ontology annotation, biological process: calcium ion-regulated exocytosis of neurotransmitter; intracellular protein transport; positive regulation of synaptic transmission. Gene Ontology annotation, molecular function: transmembrane transporter binding; small GTPase binding.